Messenger RNA from Peronospora farinosa, 1695 nucleotides. The record is from the annotation of a GenBank genome assembly. Lineage: Eukaryota; Oomycota; Peronosporomycetes; Peronosporales; Peronosporaceae.
AUGGCUCGGAUUGCUAAGAUUGAAGCUCAGGCACAAGAGCGUGAGCGCAUUCGACUGGAGCAGCGUCAACGUGUUUUAGAAAUGCGUAACCAACCACCAGCUAUUCCAGCCUUUAUUCGUAUCCGUAACUUAGCUAAAGCUCUGCGUCAACCAUUAGAUAAAGUGCUGAAGCAUACAGUGACCAAGUCAAACCGUCGAUUCUACCUCAAGACGAAGAAUCACCAACCGGCCGAGUUUAAAGGUGUGAAGCAGAUUGUUCUGCCCUUUCGAGUGGCUCAGGAGGUAGCCGAGCACUUUGGGAUUCAAAUAGCAUAUGAUGAUUUGGAGCCAGAGCUGUCGGAACCGUCAGUGGUGUCUGACGAGGAGAUAUUGGGUCUUCGACAGCCGGUUAUUGCUGUCAUGGGCCAUGUUGACCAUGGCAAGACGACGCUGAUAGAUACCUUAAGGAAGCAAACAGAGGCGAGCUUAAAGCAGAUUGCGCCUUUGGAAAAGCAUGGCAUGACGCAGAAGAUCAAUGUUUGCGAAGCGAUACUAAUGAAGGACGUAAAAGCGACGUUCUUGGAUACGCCUGGACAUUUUCACUUUUUCCGGAUGCGAACGAGUGCAGCACAAGUGGCAGAUGCAGUGCUGCUAAUUGUUGCAGCGGAUGAAGGUGUACUGCUACAGACGGAAGAGUCAAUUGGUGCCAUCGAGGAAGCUGGACUGCCGGCUGUGAUUUGUAUCAACAAGGUGGACUUGUUUGGAGAAGAUAGCAAAGGACAGGUUGACAGCAUUGUGAAUGAACUGCGCUCGUAUGUCGCUUUGCAGAACAGCCCCGUGCUGUCCAUUUCGGGGAAGACGGGAGCUGGACUGGAUGACUUGCGACAUACUGUGUGGAAGCUGGUGAGUGGAUUGGCAAGUGAUCAAAGGCUAGGUGCGCUGGUCGGACCUCAAACGCACGCUGAGGGACUUGUGCUAGAAAGUGUGGCAGUGAAGGGACGUGGAACAGUGCUACGUGUGUUGAUCAAGAAUGGUAAGCUGGCAGCCAAGCAGCAUUUCAUAGCUGGCAUGAUUCACGGCGUGGUUCGUAGCAUGUCGGACGCUGAAGGACGCGAUGUCAAGCGUGCGUUGCCUGGCACAGUCGUCGAUAUCACGUACUCGAACAAGUCAAAGAAUGUAGAUGCACCGAAUGAACACGGUUUCUUUGUGCUUUCUGAAGCACGUGCAAAGCAGGUGCUUGAGCAGAGAGAACUCGCCUUGGAGUUUAAUGACUGCCUUCUCCCCGCUGUUGAUGGCGUACUUGCAGAGUCUGAUGCUGAAUACACAUCUAUGGAUGCUGAAGAGGAAGGUCAAGACGUGACAAGCGUUGGAGACGUAGCCGAAGCAGAUGAUGUUAUCAACGAAAACGAUCUGAUCGAAACGAAGUCGAUCAUUGUAAAAGCGGAUGGCGCUGGGUCGCUUGCUAGUAUCCAAGACACGGUGGAUGAGAUGUCUGGCAUUUCGACUGUGCGACUAGGCAUCGGCAACAUUUCGGUCAAGGACAUUGAUGUAGCCGUCAACGGCAAGUGCCCUAUAUUCGGUUUCAACGUAAAGCUGCGUAAACGCGAGGCAAAGCUAGCAACAGAGAGAGGUGUACGAGUUAUAUUGCGCUCUACCGUGCAUGAACUGAUUGAAGAGGUCACUGCUUUUGAGCAGCUUGACGCCACAAGUGGAUAA